AUGCAAACCUCCAAUAGGCAUAACAUAUCCUUCCGUAGUUAUAGCUCCAGUGGCAGCCAAUGUAUUUGGAAUUGGUUUUCGGUAAUAAGCACUGACGAAGUAAAGGCUUAUUUGUUGGCUGAUAUCGCCCAUGUGGUAGGGUUGGUAGCAACUGACUUAUUUCUUAAUCCGGUUCCUUAUGCGGACGUAAUUACUUUUACUACCCACAAAACUUUGCGAGGGCCGCGCGGAGGAAUAAUUUUAGCCAAAAAAGGACUUAGGGAAAUGAAGCAUUGGAUGGUCUCGGAAUGUGAUUUUGCUGGCAACGAUCCCAUAUAUAUGAUAAUCUUCACACUUGCAACCAAUAAAAACGAAGUAAUCGUAGUAAAGGGUUGUCAUCCUGCUGGUAACCAUUAUGAAGAUCGUUCAAAUUAUAAAUGUGGUGCUCAGGUUGUAGAUGCCAAUUUGUUACCAGAUUCUAUACUUAACAUAACGGUUCGAUCUGCUGAUAUGUAUAACGGUUUGGGAACAUCAGCAAUAGGCCACUUUAGCAUGCAUGUUGAUAAUAAUGGCGGUGGUUGUGGCAGAUGCCAGAAUAUACCUCUGGAAUACAAUUUCGAAAUGGCAUUUGAUUUACCAACACCUCCAAAAGGAACUUGGUUUGAUAUUUGGAUUUCAAUAUAUUGGUCAUGUGAAACCUAUGGACUUAGUAGAGGUUGUAUUAAUGAAGAUGUACACUAUCGAGGUUAUGUCAAGUAG
This is a messenger RNA of Funneliformis caledonium, 738 nucleotides long. NCBI's taxonomy places the organism in Eukaryota, Fungi, Glomeromycota, Glomeromycetes, Glomerales, Glomeraceae. The record is from the annotation of a GenBank genome assembly.